Molecule: messenger RNA, 1049 nt
Organism: Closterium sp. NIES-67
Lineage: Eukaryota; Viridiplantae; Streptophyta; Zygnematophyceae; Desmidiales; Closteriaceae
Source: the annotation of a GenBank genome assembly
GCUCCGGAUUUCAACAGACGAUUUCUUUUGUGAAGCAAUCGACCUCUUUCGUGUUUGAAUUCCCUGUUUCCUCUGGUCGACCAAGAUUUCUUGUCCAGUUACAACCGCCGAUUCGGUAUUUCUUGCCGGAUUUUCAACCACAGUAUAGUUCUAGUCGGCUUUCCAGAAAAGCCAUCACGCUGCAGGCAUCACUCGAACUUCAAGAUCCGGCUCUGCGUUUCUACACUCGCCACCAGCAUGCCGGCAGACACAGCGCGGGCAGGAGGAGGGGCAGCAGGGGGAGCAGCAGGCGGGGGAACAUCUGGAGUGCGGCCGUCAGCAGGAAGUACCCAUUCGGCCGUCCGCGACGCGGCGACGGGGCAGAUCAAGGGCAUGGCGAGCUUCGCGGAGAGAAAGGCGAGCCGCGGGCGAUUCAUCGUGAUCUCCUUAAUCGCCGCCACGGGAGCCGCGGCGUGGCUGACGAACUACACGGCGAAUUCUAGGGGCCAGCCCGUGCCGACGGUGCCCAAGGAAAACGACAAGGACCAGAAGCACCACCCCGAGGGGCCGGUGAUAAAAGACGCGCCUAAGCAUAUUGUGGCGGGGCCGGGCGUUAUGGGGCAUAACGAGGGGUCGAAAGGGAGCCUCCCUGAGUAGAUUAGCAUAUCAAGGGACAGGGGUUCCUGGGACAGGGGGUAAGCGUGGAGGGGGGUAACUUUCUGAGGGGGGAUGAGUUGGCUGAUGGGAGGAGUUAAAGAUGAGGGGGGGGGUUGAGUGGAAGGGAGCCUCCCUGGUUGAUAGGUUCUGAGGGACAGGGAGUAAGGAGUGAAAAGGGGAACUGUCUGGGUUUGGAUGGGUGGGACCACUGGACUGGAGGGCAAGAAAGUGAGGGUGGAGGGGUGAGUUAUGCGAGGCAGGGCUGUUCGUUGAGUAGAUGUACAAAGCAGCCUUAGAGAACUAAUGAGUUUUUCUAUAAGAGAGCAGAAAAGGUAGUACUACUUGUCAAACAUGUCUAUUUGUUAUGUUUGUAUAGACUGUAUAGGGUCACCUCUUAGAGGGUACAACACUUA